AUGGAUGCUGCCACGCCCUAUGACUUCUCGGGAUCCUCCUGCAGCCGCGAGGCCACGCAGGUGCGAUUCAUGUAUUUUUCGCCGGAGGAGAUCAAGUCGCUGAGCACCGUGGAGGUGAACGAUGUCUCCACCUUCGAUGAAUGGGGCGCUCUUGCCUUAGUCGUGAUGUAA
This is a messenger RNA of Symbiodinium sp. CCMP2456, 171 nucleotides long. Lineage: Eukaryota; Dinophyceae; Suessiales; Symbiodiniaceae. The record is from the annotation of a GenBank genome assembly.